Messenger RNA from Tachyglossus aculeatus (Australian echidna), 1883 nucleotides. RefSeq names its product F-box only protein 6-like. Gene Ontology annotation, molecular function: protein binding; ubiquitin protein ligase activity. The record is from RefSeq and is a predicted model, not a curated record. Gene Ontology annotation, cellular component: cytoplasm; SCF ubiquitin ligase complex. The coding region runs from base 86 to 1015 and encodes 309 amino acids. Gene Ontology annotation, biological process: glycoprotein catabolic process; SCF-dependent proteasomal ubiquitin-dependent protein catabolic process. NCBI's taxonomy places the organism in Eukaryota, Metazoa, Chordata, Mammalia, Monotremata, Tachyglossidae. The transcript is spliced from 7 exons.
AGUGGCGGCUGCCGGCUGGAAACCGCGGGAGGCGGCCGGACAAGUGCACGGCUGCGACACGCCCGACAAGCCAAGUUCUCCCGGAAUGGAGGUGACCACCAUCAGCGAGCUGCCCGAGAACAUCCUCCUGGAGCUGUUCUCGUUAGUCCCGGCGCGGGAGCUACUGCUCCGCUGCCGGCCCGUGUGCCGCCUGUGGCGCGAUGUCAUCGACCUGCUGUCCCUCUGGAAGCGCAAGUGCCAGCGCGAGGGCUUCAUCUCCGACCACUGGGACCGGCCAGUCGCCGACUGGAAGAUCUUCUACUUCCUCUGCAGCCUCAAGAAGAACCUGAUCCGUAAUCCCUGUGCCGAAGAGGAACUUGUAUCUUGGUCGAUUGAUGAGAACGGGGGAGAUAACUGGAAUGUUGAAAAUUUGCCAGGAGAACACGGGCAAGAAUUCCCCAACCCCAGAGUCAGAAAAUACUUUGUCACGUCGUAUGGAUUAUGCCUCAAGUCUCAGAUCAUUAACCUGAAAGAAGAAGGCUACUGGGAUGAGCUGCUUGACAAUAUCAAACCAGCCAUUGUGGUUGAAGACUGCCUCCUUCUGAACCUGUACAAUCCAGUUUCCAUCCCCUUCACUCCAGUGGGACCUCCCUGUCUCCAAGGACACCAAUACCCUACUUCUCGCCAAAUGUUCGCCGCCAGACACGACUGUGGCUGCAAGUACCGUAUCUGGGUGCAGCUGCUCUCCGCCGACUUCAUCGUGCUGGACUCGUUCCAGCCGGAGCCUGUGGUCAUCGAGCAGUGGAGCGACGCAGAGUGGAGAAAGGUCUCCCACACGUUCUCCAACUACCCUGCGGGAGUUCGGUACAUCCGCUUUCAGCACGGCGGCAAGGACACUCAGUUUUGGGCCGGAUGGUACGGUCCUCGGGUCACAAACAGCAGCAUCACCGUCGAACCAGAGCUGACUGGGAACUGUAUGUCCGGACACCCUGGCUCCCAGCCCGUUACCACCCCAGCUAGUGGAUCAGGGGACUGAGGGGGAUGCUUUAACACUUUAUUCCAGCCUACCUUCUUACUUCUGACAGGCCCAAAUGUGCCCACAUCAGAUUGGGUCUUCUUGCUUGGCAAGCUGUUGCUUGUGGCUUCUGUUGCCAAUCGAGUUGGGUAGGACAGAUCCCUUCCUCUCUGACUCGAGUUAGGGUCUGGAAGAAGCCUGUAGGUGUGAGGGCCCUUGGGCCCCAAACUAAAUUCUCCAGAGACCCAUUACUAUUUCUGUGCCCGCAACUGUGCUCUAGUGGGAAGACAAUGUCACCUGCUGCCCAUGCCAGCCCAUUCUCUGCCUUUGUCUCCCUGCUCCUCUUCUGGACUGUUUCCCCUAUGCUUCCUUUUCCCACAUGGCAACUGCUUCUCAGGAUGAGUUUAUAUGGGCAUGAAGAAAAGGCAACCUACUCCUCAGCUUAAUAUUGACAAGCCCCUGUCCUCCUCUGCACCAAACCCUGCCUUCCCCUGCUUCUACAGCAGACCCCACCUCCAGGAAGUCUUCCCCGCUUACCCCUCUUGGCUCAGGUUCCUUGUUUCCCUUUUGGCUUUGUAAAUACUCUCUAUUACUCUAGGUGCUAAGAUAACGCAGGGACCCACUCUUUGUUGUUGUGGCUUUUUAAAACACACCUCCGCUGAGCUCAGCUGAUACACGUGGCCGACAGCUCUGCUCCAUCCGGGACACGGAGCAGGAUAAAAAUCAAGAUCUGGACUCCACCCCUUCCUUUGUCUAACGCAUGCCUCUCUUCCGCCUCAUCGUUCCAUCCCCCAGAGGUACUCUGUUUUUAGCUGGGGCCUGCUUAGUAGAGAAGCAGCGUGGCUCAGUGGAAAGAGCCCGGGCUUUGGAGUCAGAGGUCAUGGGUUCA